AUGGAGAGGAGUUGGAUGGAGGUGGGGUGUGUGUCAGGGAGCUUGAUCCUCAGGUCCGCGUAGCAAGAGGAGGCUCUUCAUCGCAUGUGAUACGCUCUCAAGAGGUGAUGACUUGUCUCCCGGUGGAUCGUCUUCUUCCCAACGACAGCUUGUUCGCCGAUCAAUCGGAGAUGAUUUACUCGAUGGAUUCGCGAUCCUUUUAUCGCGAAUCCUUCAGCAAUUUUAGUAACAAUGCUCCGUGAAUCGUGUUGAUGAGAUUUUUGCCGAUGAUCUAGCAAUUCUGGUUGCUUAAUCCCUCACCGGCAAUCUGCAGGAAAGUCGCAAUAAUCAGAUAAAAAUAUGAGUUUUGGCUCUAGGAGGAUUCGAACCCACGCCGGUUGCCCCGCCUCUUCUGAGGAAGGUGACGGGUUUAGUCUCACAUCGGUUGUGCGCCGAAUUUUCGGGCGAAUAUAUAGUAAUGCUACAUUCCUAAGCAAAGUCCCUUUCUCGCACAUGUACGACCACUCCUUGCCCCACAGCCGGCUGGCCAUAGGUGACGUGGAAGGGGAGUGGCGCACACGUGCCCCCAUCGGUUCAAGCUGCUCGAGCCCCUGCUCGCGGCUACUCUCUGACUACGCUUCCGACCCGCUUGCGGUCCCGGCUGGCCGGCGGGUCCUCUCAUUUUGCAAUAUUUUUAUUUUUAUUUCUUGAUCUUCAUUUAUCUAAAAGCAAGACUAUAAAAAUCGUAUAAAAUCACAUAAUUACCCAAAAAAUCACGUUAAUCAACUAAAAACCACUUUUCACACUUUAACACAAAUAUAAGUCUAUUUAUCAUGAGUUAACGCUAAAACUAUAUUAUUUACUAAUUAUUAACUCAUGAUAAUGAAGACUUAUCACAGCCCCCAACUUAAAUCAUUGCUAGUCCCUUAGCAAUGGAAUUACGAAAAUAAAAAUUUACAAAUCUCAAACAUCAUAUUUCAAUACAAAAAAAAAUACAAUUAGAAAUGAUGCACCUUUAGACACUUUAGAUUCUUAUAUUAAAUAUUUAAGAAUGAUGUCAAGUACUUAAAUGUUUAAACACUCCUUGGAAUAACAAUCUAGACUUCACUUCUUCUAUUCACAUCUUUAUCACUUCUUCACUCAUAGAUGUAUUUACAAGAUGUUCCAAUUAUCAAUACUCAUCUAAGAAUAAUAUUGAUCCUACAUUUUCCCUUUUUCUAUGGCUUGAUUUUUGAAGUUUGCACUAUAUUUCUUCCUUUUUUUUUCUCUUUUCUUUUUUAUAUAGUGGAUAAGUAGCUUUUCUUGUAGACAAAUUUCAAAAAUAAGAAUGAUGUCUCACACCCUCCAUGUGUACUCUUUAUUUUCAGGGCUUUCACUUUAUCCACUUAUUUUGCAGCAAGUGUUUUUCUAUACACGAUUUUCGACAAUGAGAAUGAUGUCUUACACCCUCCAUGUGUAUUCUUCAUUUCUAGAUUUUUCACAUUGCUCUCUCUUUUUUUUUUCGAAAUAAGUGAUUUCUCCUCACAAGUCCUAUAGAUCAAGGUGCAAAAAUCUCCAUUAAACUCAAAUGAUCAAUCAAAUUUUCACAUCAAGUAAAUACUAUCCAUCAAGAUCAUGAAGUGAAAAUCUGUAAAAUCAAAUCCAUGUUAUCUAUCAUGUAUCCAAGGAGUAUUCCAACAUUUCAUGUUACUAGAUCAUUCUUUUGACUCAAUAAUAAUCUUCCUAGUAUCUUUUGAUAUCAAUCAAUCUAAUUGAUUUAAUUUUUGCAUGCAUGUAAUAUGAUGUAAGAAAUUUGUAAAUUAGAUAGUUCUGAAAGUUCUGUUUUCUAUUUUCAGUUCUAUUUUUAGCAACAAUAAAUUUGUCAAAAAUAAAUCAAAACUAUCCUCUUUAUAGCUGUAAUUUUGAAUUUCAGUAAUAUUGUCUAGGGGAUUGAAAUGUGAGAAAAGGGUCUCUAGAAUUUAAAAUUUUGGGCUGUUUUUUUUGUCUGCUAUUUUUGAUAGUUUGUUGUUCCUAACAAAAAACCAGAAAAUAGAUGUUACAGCUUUUUCGAAUUUUAUUUUAUUUUUAUUUUUUUAGUUGCUGUUCUAAGUUGAAUAAAAUGCAAACACAUGUUCUUAAUCGUCCUCCAGCAUAAAUUAAUAAUGAAUACUUCACCCCCCAACUUAAAAAUGACAUUGUCCUUAAUGACACAGAAAAAUCGAAACAAUAUGCAGAAAAUAUAAUUUUCAAGUGAAGCAUGCAUAUGUGCAAAGUUAAGCAUUAAAAAUAUUUUCAUAAAUGAUAAAGCUCAGAAAGACAUCACCUCAACCUCGUUCUUAAUUUUCCACUUCAUCUUACACUCCUCCUGCACUUCUUCGAAAAAACAAAUACAGAAAUAAGUACUGCGAAAUUCUAAGAAAAAUAGAACUUAAAAAACAAUCAAACAGAAUGAAAUAAAAACCAUGGGUUGCCUCCCAUGCAGCGCUGAAUUUAAUGUCUUCAGCUGGACUCCUUGAUCUUACUCUUGAAUUUCUUUUAAUAAUAAAAUUUCUUUUUCUGCAAGGCGUUCAUGCUCUAUGUAAUGUUUAAGCUACUGUCCAUUUACCUUAAAGGUAUGAUCACUUUUAGGAUCUUUAAUCAUUAUAGCCCUCAUAAGUCUUCAUUAUCAUGAGUUAAUAAUUAGUAAAUAAUAUAGUUUUAGCCUUAACUCAUGAUAAAUAGACUUAUAUUUGUGUUAAAGUGUGAAAAGUGGUUUUCAGUUGAUUAAUGUGAUUUUUUGGGUAAUUAUGUGAUUUUAUACGAUUUUUACAGUCUUACUUUUGAGAUAAAUAAAGAACAAGAAAUAAAAAUAAAAAUAUUGCAAAAUGGGGGACCCGCCGGCCAGCCGGGCCCGCAAGCGGGUCGGAAGCUCAGUCGGGGAGUGGCCGCGAGCAGGGGCUUGAGCAGCUUGGACCGAUAGGGGCACGUGUGCGCCACUCCCCUUCCACGUCAUCGGUGGCCAGCCGGCUGUGGGGCAAGGAGUGGUCGUACACGCGAGAGAAGGGACUUUGCUUACAAAGCUAACAUUACUAUAUAUUCGCCCGAAAAAUCGGCGCACAACCGAUGUGGGACUAAACCACACCUUCCUCAGAGGCAGGCAACCAGCGCGGGUUCGAAUCCUCCUAGAGUCAAAAUUCAUAUAUUUUUAUCUGAUUAUCACGACUUUCUUGCAGAUCGCCGGUGAAGGAUUAAGCAACCAAAAUCGCUGGAUCAUCGGCAAAAAUCUCGUCAACGCGAUUCGCGGAGCAUUGCUACUAAAAUUGUUGAACGAUUCGCGAUAAAAGGAUCGCAAAUCCAUCGAGUAAAUCAUCUCCGAUUGAUCAACGAACAAGCCGUCGUCGGGAAGAGGACGAUCCGCCGGGAGACGAGUCGCCACCUCCUGAGAGCGUACCAGAUGUGAUGAAGAGCCUCCUCUUGCUGCGCAGACCUGAGGAUGAAGCUCCCUGACACGCGCCCCACCUCCAUCCAGCUCCUCUCCGUUGAGUGACAGCCGCCGAAGAGCCGCAAAGUCGCUGUUUUUCCGCUCCGCCGGGUGACAGCCGCCGGAGACGACUCGACGACCUAUUUCAGUGAUCUCUAGACUUUGUGAGAAGAUCUAGAGAUUGCCCACGUCGUCUUUGUCCAAGGAGAGCCUUCGAGGCCGUGGACACCGCACAACGAUCCUCCCGAACGCUCAGGAUUCCAGUACAUCGCCGACGCAUCGUUGUCGCGAUGCCGGAACUCUGUUUUCCUGCUUUCAAACUUACUUUACGCUUCAUUUAGUGAUUAUAUUUUGUGUUUUUAAUUUACCAAAAUAUACUUUGUUUAAUUACGAUUCUUCCGGCUUUUACAAAUCUUAAUUUGAUUAAUUAAAUCAUCUAUAAUCGCUUACGAAAGAAUUACCGGGCAGAACUCUGUUUCUACCUGAUUCACGUUCGCCGGGCGCUGAUGUCAUCCUGACGUCUGCACCCUUAUUUCCUUUUUUUUCAUGAAUUUUAAAUAUAUUUCCUUUUUAUUUCCUAGUAUAAAAUUCAUAGAAAAUCGUAUUCAUUGAGAAAAAUUCUGAAUAAUUACCAGAUAUUAUAUUACAUCCAUGUGAUCGACUUGGAAAAUUACCGCUAGUUUUGGAAGUUUUAUUAAAUUAUAAUUGAUAUAUUUAUUCAGAAAUACUUCUAAAUAUCUGAAAAUUCGUAUUUUCAAGUUUUAUAAAUUUUAUAUUCGCGUGAUUUAAUAUACAACGACUGAGUCACGUCAAGCCCCAUGAUCAUAUGUCUCUUCCACCACAUAAGGCCCUUUCCAUUUUGAUUUUAAUUUUCUUGAGAAUAAUUUCAGCCUAGAAUCAUAUAACCACACUUUUUGUCCAACAUCAAAUUUUUUUCUGCUAAUGUAUUUAUCAUGAAAAGUUUUAGUUUUUUCUUUAUAUAUUCUAUGAUUUUCAUAAGCUUCAUUCCUCAACUCCUCUAGUUCACGUAGUUGAAAAAUUCUAUACCUACCAGCUGAUUUUUCAUCCAUACAUAAAUUUUUUAUAGCCCAUAAUGCUUUAUGCUCUAUUUCCACAAGAAGAUGACAUGGCUUUCCAAAAAUGAGACGAAAUGGGGACAUUGACGUGACUCAGUCGUUUUCUAUUAAAUCACGCAAAUCUAAAAUUUAUAAAACUAGAAAAUACGAAUUUUUGGAUAUUUAGAAGUAUUUAUAAAUAAAUAUAUCAAUUAUAAUUCAAUAAAAUUUCCAAAAAUAGCAGUAAUUUUCCAGGUCGAUCACAGGGAUGUAAUAUAAUAUCUGGUAAUUAUUCCGAAUUUUUCUCAAUUAAUACGAUUUUCUAUAAAUUUUAUACUAGGAAAUAAAAAGGAAAUAUAUUUAAAAUUCACGAAAAAGGGAAAUAAGGGCGCGGACGUCAGGAUGACGUCAGCGCCCGGCGAACGCGAAUCGGGCGGAAACAGAGUUCCACCCAGCGAUUCUUACGUAAGCGAUUACAGACGAUUUAAUUAAUCAAAUUAAGAUCUGUAAAAGCCGGAAGAAUCGUAAUAGAACAAAGUAUAUUUUGGUAAAUUAAAAUCACAAAGAAAUAUCACUAAAUGAAGUGUAAAGUAAGUUUAAAAGUAGGAAAACAGAGUUCUGGCGUCGCGACGGCGAUGCGUCGGCGAUGCACCAGAAUCCUGAGCGUUCGGGAGGUUCGUCGUGCAGUGUCCAUGGCCUCGAAGGCUCUCCUUGGGCAAAGACGACAUGGGCAAUCUCUAGAUCUUCUCGCGAAGUCUAGAAAUUAAUGAAAUGGGUCGCCGAGUCGUCUUCGGCGGCUGUCACCUGGCGGAGCGGAAAAACGGCGACUUUGCGGCUUUAAAAUCACAAAGAAAUAUCACUAAAUGAAGUGUAAAGUAAGUUUAAAAGUAGGAAAACAGAGUUCUGGCGUCGCGACGGCGAUGCGUCGGCGAUGCACCAGAAUCCUGAGCGUUCGGGAGGUUCGUCGUGCAGUGUCCAUGGCCUCGAAGGCUCUCCUUGGGCAAAGACGACAUGGGCAAUCUCUAGAUCUUCUCGCGAAGUCUAGAAAUUAAUGAAAUGGGUCGCUGAGUCGUCUUCGGCGGCUGUCACCUGGCGGAGCGGAAAAACGGCGACUUUGCGGCUUUAAAAUCACAAAGAAAUAUCACUAAAUGAAGUGUAAAGUAAGUUUAAAAGUAGGAAAACAGAGUUCUGGCGUCGCGACGGCGAUGCGUCGGCGAUGCACCAGAAUCCUGAGCGUUCGGGAGGUUCGUCGUGCAGUGUCCAUGGCCUCGAAGGCUCUCCUUGGGCAAAGACGACAUGGGCAAUCUCUAGAUCUUCUCGCGAAGUCUAGAAAUUAAUGAAAUGGGUCGCCGAGUCGUCUUCGGCGGCUGUCACCCGGCGGAGCGGAAAAACGGCGACUUUGCGGCUUUAAAAUCACAAAGAAAUAUCACUAAAUGAAGUGUAAAGUAAGUUUAAAAGUAGGAAAACAGAGUUCUGGCGUCGCGACGGCGAUGCGUCGGCGAUGCACCAGAAUCCUGAGCGUUCGGGAGGUUCGUCGUGCAGUGUCCAUGGCCUCGAAGGCUCUCCUUGGGCAAAGACGACAUGGGCAAUCUCUAGAUCUUCUCGCGAAGUCUUCUCGCGAAGUCUAGAAAUUAAUGAAAUGGGUCGCCGAGUCGUCUCCGGCGGCUGUCACCCGGCGGAGCGGAAAAACGGCGACUUUGCGGCUUUAAAAUCACAAAGAAAUAUCACUAAAUGAAGUGUAAAGUAAGUUUAAAAGUAGGAAAACAGAGUUCUGGCGUCACGACGGCGAUGCGUCGGCGAUGCACCAGAAUCCUGAGCGUUCGGGAGGUUCGUCGUGCAGUGUCCACGGCCUCGAAGGCUCUCCUUGGGCAAAGACGACAUGGGCAAUCUCUAGAUCUUCUCGCGAAGUCUAGAAAUUAAUGAAAUGGGUCGCCGAGUCGUCUUCGGCGGCUGUCACCCGGCGGAGCGGAAAAACGGCGACUUUGCGGCUUUAAAAUCACAAAGAAAUAUCACUAAAUGAAGUGUAAAGUAAGUUUAAAAGUAGGAAAACAGAGUUCUGGCGUCGCGACGGCGAUGCGUCGUGAAUCCUGAUUCGGGAGGUUCGUCGUUGUCCAAAGGCUCUCCUUGGGCAAAGACGACAUGGGUCUAGGCGAAGUCUAGAAAUUUGAAAUGUCAGUCGUCUUCGGCGGCUGGCGGAGCGGAAAAACGGCGACUUUGCGGCUUUAAAAUCACAAAGAAAUAUCACUAAAUGAAGUGUAAAGUAAGUUUAAAAGUAGGAAAACAGAGUUCUGGCGUCGCGACGGCGAUGCGUCGGCGAUGCACCAGAAUCCUGAGCGUUCGGGAGGUUCGUCGUGCAGUGUCCAUGGCCUCGAAGGCUCUCCUUGGGCAAAGACGACAUGGGCAAUCUCUAGAUCUUCUCGCGAAGUCUAGAAAUUAAUGAAAUGGGUCGCCGAGUCGUCUCCGGCGGCUGUCACCCGGCGGAGCGGAAAAACGGCGACUUUGCGGCUUUAA
Molecule: messenger RNA, 6984 nt
Organism: Spirodela intermedia
Lineage: Eukaryota; Viridiplantae; Streptophyta; Magnoliopsida; Alismatales; Araceae
Source: the annotation of a GenBank genome assembly